GAAGACGAAGGGAUUCAAGCUCGGGGAAAGCUAUGACAAUGGGGGUAUUGCCUCGCUCCAUCCCGCGAACUCUAGGAGGUAAUCCACUUCCCUGCGUGACCCCGUUGAUUUUCGGUGGCGGCCGCUUGAUCCGCUGCUGCUCCACCGCGGAGCUCAGCAGCAACAGCAGCAGCAGGCGCAAUUUCAAUCGGACGAGAACCUGCGCUCUCGCAAAUCGUAGGGAUGUGAUUGGGGCGCUUCUUCUGGGAGCUUCGGGGCUAGUUGUCGGUGGAUUUGAGGCUGAAGGAGCUGGUUUGCCGCCCGAGGAUAAGGCCAAGCUGUGCGAUGAAAGUUGCGAGAAGGAGCUUGAAAAUGUGCCGAUGGUGAGUACGGAGUCUGGGUUGCAGUACAAGGAUAUCAAAGUCGGUGGAGGGCCUUCUCCUCCUGUUGGUUUCCAGGUGCAAUGUCAUUGACUUAUUCAUUGGGGCUAUUUUUCUGAUGCAAUGCAAAAGGAAUGGUCGAUUAGAUUAAGCUUGAGAGUUGAGUUGUCUCACAAAUGUUGCUGCUAAUUGUGUUGCCAUGGUUCCAUCCGGACAAAUCUUUGAUAGUUCUUUGGAGAAAAGGCAACUGUAUAUUUUCCGCGUCGGCUCUGGUCAGGUAAUGAUCAUUUGUUUGCACAAGGUUCCUGGAAGCUUGGUUCGUUUUUCUUUUCCCCAGUGUUCUUAUCGACUACACGGAACAGAUGGCGCUAUUCAAAAUGUGUUGCACACUGCUUUUGUAAGUUGUGCGCUUUGUGGCUAAUGUCUGGGAUUAUUAACUAGAACAGGUGAUCAAGGGGCUCGAAGAAGGGAUGGCAACAAAACCCGAACUCACGGGUACCUACCCGACCCAACUUGGUCAACGCGGGUAAAAUUCGUGUUGACGGGUUUUGGGUCGGGUUUGGGUUUAAACCCGUUCACUAUUCACCGGGUUGGGUUGAGUUUGGGUUUCUCGGUAUAUUUAAUAUUCUAAACAACUAAUCUUAUUUAUGUUUGUGGAGACACGUCUAAUUUUUUCUUUCAAAUUGUGUAGAAUGAAGUUGAUGUUAUCGAGUGGAGAGUGAAGAAACUUAAUUGAAAGGAAUAAACUUUCGAUUAAUCAUGUUAUUUAUGGAUCAUUUGUGAUUUGCUUCAAUUUUCUUGAGUUUUCUAGAUUGGUGUUGAACGAUUUGUACCUAAUCUCUCGGCUUUUCCACCAAAAAAGAGCUCUGUUUCCAGUUUGCUGAAAUUUCCUGGAGAGGGGCGACCCGGUUGAACAUGAGUUCAUACUUUCUAGCUGUAAAUUUCUUCUGGGGUUACCGUGAGCCUGCGAUGGAGUUGAAGUAAAUGUCUCACUAUUGCAUGUCAUCAAAGAUGUCAGAAGAUUUCAUUGGUGAUGGUGACGAGCUUAGAGAGAGAAGAUCCGAUUUUGAUAACUCUGAGGAUGAGAAGAGGCGAUCCAAGAUUGGGAAUAUAAGGAAAAAAGCUAUCAAUGCUUCUAACAAGUUCACUCAUUCAUUGAAGAAGAGAGGGAAGAGGAAGAUUGACUACAGGGUUUGUUCAGUCCCCAUUGAAGAUGUGAGGGAUGAAGAGGAAGAGCGAGCUGUGGGUGAAUUCCGGCGAAAGCUGCUGGAGAGAGCGCUGUUGCCUCCAAGGCAUGACGACUAUCAUACCAUGUUAAGAUUCUUGAAAGCUAGAGGCUUCAACAUUGAAAAAACGAUCCAGAUGUGGGAAGAAAUGCUUGAAUGGAGGAGAGAGUAUGGAACUGAUUCCAUAUUGGAGGAUUUUGAGUUGGAAGAGUUGGAAGAAGUGCUACAGUACUACCCUCAGGGGUACCAUGGAGUGGAUAAGGAAGGUCGUCCUUUAUACAUUGAAAGGCUCGGGAAAGCUAAUCCGAGUAAACUGAUGCGUGUCACGACUAUAGAUCGGUAUUUGAAGUACCAUGUCCAGGAGUUCGAGAGGGCUUUGUGUGAGAAGUUCCCCGCUUGUUCAAUUGCUGCAAAGAGUAAAGUAUGGUCAACUACCACAAUAUUGGAUGUCCAAGGCUUGGGCAUGAAGAAUUUCUCUAGGACUUCUGCAAGUCUUUUGGCAGCUAUGGCAAGGAUUGAUAAUAGUUACUACCCAGAGACCCUACACCGGAUGUACAUAGUUAAUGCAGGUCCCGGGUUUAAGAAGAUGCUUUGGCCAGCUGCACAAAAGUUUCUAGAUGCAAAGACUAUUGCAAAAAUACAGGUUCUGGAGCCCAGAUCUUUGCACAAGCUAUUAGAAGUCAUCGAUUCCAGCCAAUUGCCAGACUUCUUGGGUGGCUCUUGUACUUCUUGUGCUGAAGGAGGUUGCCUGAGAUCCAACAAAGGCCCAUGGAAUGAUCCUGAAGUGAUGAAGCAUUUAAAUACUGAAGCAGAAAUAUAUUUGAGGCAAGUGACCCGAGUCUCGACCGAUCAGAAGAACCCAUACAUGACUCACCCUGAGAAGGUUGACCCAGGGCUGGAUUAUAUUGAUCUUUCCCCUACUGAAAUCAACACCUGGACGACGGUUCCAAGUUUGGCCUCAGCUCGUGAUGAAGUAAGAGUAUCUGAUGCAAAUGGAUACUACAGCUGUGAUGACGAUCCUGUUCUGGAUGAAAAGUCCUGUUCUGCAACAGGAAGAGCCUUUCUUCUGAGGCAACACACUGUUUGCAAGGGGCAGUUUGUUGGUUGAACAUUGCUGGAGAGAAGCUUGGAAAAGGGAAAGUCAUGCAUGCAGCAAGAGCAUUAGCAUUGUUUUUAGCCAAGCUAAUUGCAAUUUUCCGCCACCUAUCAUUCGAUUAUUGGAGAAGGCACAACAACGACAUUCACCCAUCAACUACUGUGGGAGUAGGAUGUAGUAGUAGUCUUAGUGAUGUUGAUCUAAAGGUUGUUGAACCUGAGCUGCCAAAGGAAGAAGACCAUGUUCGCCCGUGCAUGGAGCGCCUCCUGGGACUAGAGAAACUAGUUUUGGAACUGAGCAACAAGCCACCUCAGAUUCCAAAAGAAAAAGAAAAAGUCCUCAUGCAAUCUCUGGACAGAAUCAAAUCUGUGGAGCUUGACCUCAACAAAACAAAGAGGGUGCUGCAUUCUGCAGUGGUGAGGCAGGUGGAGAUUGCACAGUUGGUAGACGGUUUGCGGGAGUCUAAAUGCCGGAGAAGAAGAAUCUUCUGUUGAGUCUACAGAAACCACUUAUUACAGGAGGCACCAUGGGCCGGCAGCAGCUGCUGGCAAGAUGAAUGGAUGGUUGUUACUUACAAUGAAACAAAAAGUAUCUUUGGGGAAGUGGCAAGAAGCAACUUAAAGUAACAGUAGUUUUCAGAGAAGCAUUGCACAGCGGGAAGGAAACAGAUCUGCCACAUCUAUUUCCGAGAGACACUUUUAGGCACAGACUCUUUUACUGCUUUUCCUUCUGUUUCUCCUCCCCUUUUUUUACUAACCAGGGGAGGUAUAACUUAGAAGUAAAGAAAAACUAGUGGGGAGAGUGGUGAGAAGAGAAGAGAACACAUGGUGAAAUGGGGAUAAAGAACAGAAGGAAUGAAGACAAUAGUUGAGAUACCAUGAGAUGCUUCUUUCCAUAGCUAUAGACACUACUGAGUUACUGACCAGAAUGAUUGAUCUGGAUGGAUUGAUGUAUAGUUCAAUAAGAUUUCAGUUCUAAAGUUAA
This is a messenger RNA of Linum tenue, 3665 nucleotides long. The record is from the annotation of a GenBank genome assembly. Lineage: Eukaryota; Viridiplantae; Streptophyta; Magnoliopsida; Malpighiales; Linaceae.